AUGGUGGUUGUCUCAGCUGCAGUUCUCCUUGGAGGAUGGCUCUUGUCGGCCUUCAGUGCAGUUCUCCUCCUGUCCUGGGCCCUGGCCCCCAAAGGGCUGUGUCUCAGAAGGGGCAGUGGCCCAAUGCCAGGGGUGCAGGCAGCUGCAGCCACUGCCACCAUUGUGGACCUGCUGGUUUUCCCCAUCAGCCUGGACUCCCCACUUGCCAAGGAAGCCUGUGGAACCUCCUCUGUGUACUGCAAUGGCCAGUGCCUGCUGGGCUGGGGCUAUGUAACUGCCAUCUUCAGCGCAGUCCUGGCUAGCUUUCUGCCUAUGAUUGGGUGGCCCCGCAUGACUCAGGUCCAGGGGAGGACCAUCCUCUUCUCCAGUGACACUGAGAAAAGCAUCCUCAUACCAGAAAUGAACAAAUAAAAAUUUCCCAAGAGGAGAAAAAAAAA
Felis catus (domestic cat) is the source of this 437-nucleotide messenger RNA. Its product is annotated as transmembrane protein 211-like. Gene Ontology annotation, cellular component: membrane. Lineage: Eukaryota; Metazoa; Chordata; Mammalia; Carnivora; Felidae. The transcript is spliced from 3 exons. Bases 1 to 411 code for a protein of 136 amino acids. The record is from RefSeq and is a predicted model, not a curated record.